ACCUAUAAAAGACACAGCAAAUUGGAUUCAGCCUUUUUUUCUUCACGCUAGCCAUGCUUGAAUGCUGAUGAGACGGAGCCCAACAUAGAAGCUUACUUGAGGAAACCUACUUUGUUGGGAGGUUCUCAGCCCAUACACAAAUAUGUUGGUCCACCUCUGGCUUCUCUGUGGUCUGAGCGCUGUUGUGAUCCCUCAGGAUGUCACACAACAAGCCCAAAUGUUUCUAGAAGAGUUUAACAGGAGGGCAGAAGAUAUCAGCUAUGAGAGCUCCCUUGCCUCAUGGGAAUACAAUACCAACAUCACUGAGGAGAAUGCCAAGAAAAUGAACGAGGCGAGUGCCAGGUGGUCUGCAUUUUACAACACAGCCUCCAGCAACGCCAGCACUUUCCCGUUAACCAACAUCCAGGAUGCUCUUACCAGGCUGCAGAUACAGACUCUCCAGGACAGAGGAUCAUCUAUACUGUCACCAGAAAAAUAUAGCAGGCUGAACACUGUGUUGAACACAAUGAGUACCAUCUACAGCACUGGGACCGUCUGUAAAAUCAGUGAAUCAUCUGAAUGUUUGGUGUUGGAGCCAGGUCUUGAUGCUAUUAUGGCUGAGAGCACUGAUUAUCAUGAGAGAUUGUGGGCCUGGGAAGGCUGGAGAGCUGAUGUUGGCAGGAUGAUGAGACCAUUAUAUGAAGAGUAUGUUGAACUUAAAAAUGAAGUUGCAAAGCUUAACAAUUAUUCUGACUAUGGGGAUUACUGGAGAGCAAAUUAUGAAGCAGACUAUCCAGAAGAAUACAAAUACAGCCGUGACCAGCUGGUCGAAGAUGUGGAGAAGACAUUUGAGCAGAUAAAACCUCUGUACCAGCAACUGCAUGCCUAUGUGAGGCACCGGCUGGAGCAGGUCUACGGCUCCAAGCUCAUCAGCUCCACGGGAUGUCUCCCUGCUCAUUUACUGGGUGAUAUGUGGGGUAGAUUUUGGACAAAUCUUUACGCCUUGACUGUUCCCUAUCCAGCCAAACCAAACAUUGAUGUAACUUCUACAAUGGUUGAAAAGAAAUGGGACGCAAUGAAAAUAUUCAAAGCCGCCGAGGCCUUCUUUGCCUCCAUUGGCCUCUACAAUAUGACUGAGGGCUUCUGGGAAAACUCCAUGCUCACAGAGCCAACUGACAACAGGAAGGUUGUCUGCCAUCCUACGGCGUGGGAUCUGGGGAAAAAUGACUAUAGGAUCAAAAUGUGCACCAAAGUGACCAUGGAUGACUUCCUGACUGCACACCAUGAGAUGGGCCACAUCGAGUAUGACAUGGCAUACUCUGCACAACCCUACCUGCUGAGAGGCGGUGCCAAUGAGGGCUUCCACGAAGCAGUAGGUGAAAUUAUGUCACUUUCUGCAGCCACUCCUCAGCACCUGAAAUCUCUUGACCUCCUAGAGCCAACUUUCCAAGAGGAUGAAGAAACUGAAAUCAACUUUCUGCUCAAACAAGCGCUAACGAUUGUUGGAACAAUGCCUUUUACUUACAUGCUGGAGAAGUGGAGGUGGAUGGUGUUUAGGGGUGAGAUUACAAAGCAGGAAUGGACAAAGCGGUGGUGGGAGAUGAAGAGAGAAAUUGUUGGUGUUGUUGAACCCAUCCCUCAUGAUGAAACCUACUGCGACCCUGCAGCACUGUUUCAUGUGGCCAAUGAUUAUUCAUUCAUAAGGUAUUACACCCGGACCAUCUAUCAGUUCCAGUUUCAGGAGGCACUUUGCAAGGCAGCUAACCAUACCGGCCCUCUUCACACAUGUGACAUUACCAACUCCAGAGCAGCUGGUCAGAAUUUGAGACAAUUACUUGAAUUGGGUAGAUCCAAGCCCUGGACUGAAGCACUGGAAAGCAUAACAGGAGAGAAAUACAUGAAUGCAGCACCCUUGCUUCACUACUUUGAACCUCUGUAUACGUGGCUGCAAAAAAACAAUUCUGGCAGAUACAUUGGUUGGAAAACAGACUGGGCUCCAUAUUCCAGUGAUGCCAUCAAAGUGCGCAUCAGCCUGAAGUCAGCACUGGGGGACCAGGCGUAUGAAUGGAAUGAAAACGAGCUCUUCUUGUUCAGGUCAUCUGUCGCCUAUGCCAUGAGAAAAUACUUUGCAGAGGUGAAACAACAGCAAGUUAACUUCCAGGCUACAGAUAUUCAUGUGUGGGAACAGACACAAAGGAUCUCCUUCUAUGUUACUGUCAGUAUGCCUGGUAAUAUCAGUGAUAUUGUGCCCAAAGUUGAUGUGGAAAAUGCCAUCAGGAUGUCUCGGGGUCGAAUCAAUGAGGCUUUCAGACUGGAUGACAACACGCUGGAGUUUGUGGGCAUACUUCCAACCCUGGCCACACCUUAUGAACCACCAGUCACCAUCUGGUUAAUUAUAUUUGGGGUGGUUAUUGGCCUGGUUGUCAUUGGAGUUGUUGUCUUGAUCUUCACUGGGCACAGAAAUCGAAAAAAGAGAGCAAGAGAAAGUGGGAGUGAAGCUGGAAACUCUGAAGCGGUGAAUCCUUACGAUGAAGAGGGAAAAAGUAACAUGGGUUUUGAGCCAUCUGAAGACACACAAACAUCAUUAUAGAAGAUGUGGAUACAUUAAGGGUUUCUGGGUUUGGGUUUGUUUUUUUUUUCACAAUAGAGCAUAGCAAGGACUAAAACACUGUGGAUGCCAUCAAACGUAAUGACAUGAUGACUUCUGUUUGACUGUUAAUCUACUGUUUCAUAGGCAACAGCAACUAAAUUUGCUAUUUAUGUGGUAACUAGAAUACAUAAAAAAGGGAGUUGUUUAUGUCCUGUGUUUUUUUCUAUGAAUUAUGCGCAUAAUAUUACAUACUAUUUGUGCUGCUUUUCAGAAGUGUGUUGCAUCCAACUUUUCUUGUUUUCUCUGUAAUGAGAUAUGAAAAAUUGGAAGCAUACAGUUGUAUACAGAUCAAGACAGACAUAAGAAUAACUCACAUACUCCAAAUGCCCAUGAAGAACAUCUUGAUCUUUCCAGAUGGAGACCUCAAAAGUGUUCUCUAACAGACUUCUCUAACAGACAGUAAGAAAAAAACUUUACCACCAGAAGAACCUUAGUGAUGAAGAACUCAAUUAGAUAGGAAAUAACUGAAGUGUUUGCACCUUAAGGAAACCUGGUUUGGUCUGAAAUGGAUACUGAAUGAAUAACAGGCACUGGAACUUUGUUAGGAAGUUAUAAGUUAU
Molecule: messenger RNA, 3189 nt
Organism: Cuculus canorus (common cuckoo)
Lineage: Eukaryota; Metazoa; Chordata; Aves; Cuculiformes; Cuculidae
Gene: ACE2
Product: angiotensin converting enzyme 2
Exons: 18
Coding region: 143-2569 (808 amino acids)
Biological process (GO): proteolysis
Cellular component (GO): plasma membrane
Molecular function (GO): metallopeptidase activity; peptidyl-dipeptidase activity
Source: RefSeq, a predicted model, not a curated record